This is a messenger RNA of Hippopotamus amphibius kiboko, 1683 nucleotides long. RefSeq names its product cationic amino acid transporter 3-like. The record is from RefSeq and is a predicted model, not a curated record. Gene Ontology annotation, molecular function: amino acid transmembrane transporter activity. The transcript has 11 exons. NCBI's taxonomy places the organism in Eukaryota, Metazoa, Chordata, Mammalia, Artiodactyla, Hippopotamidae. Gene Ontology annotation, cellular component: plasma membrane. Gene Ontology annotation, biological process: transmembrane transport; amino acid transport. Bases 1 to 1683 code for a protein of 560 amino acids.
AUGGCCUUGGGUGUGCGCAAAAUGCUUGGGGCUGGCGUGUACAUCCUGGUUGGUGCGGUGGCCAAGUACAUAGCUGGACCAGCGAUCGUCAUCUGCUUCUUCGUGGCUGCCCUGUCUUCUGUGUUGUCUGGGCUCUGCUACGUAGAGUUUGGGGCCCGGGUACCACGCUCUGGUUCCGCGUAUCUCCACAACUACAUCACCAUGGGACAACUGUGGGCUUUCGUCAUUGGCUGGAACCUCAUACUGUACUUAGUGACUGCCACUGCCUGUACCGCCAAGGCCUGGAGCUUCACCUUUGACAGCCUGAUUGGGAACCACAUCUCUCAGGCGUUGCAGGGAACUUUCUCUCUGUACAUGCCCUCUUUCCUGACCACGUUCCCAGACUUUUUCGCCCUGGGCCUGGUACUGCUGAUGACUGGAGCACUGGUUCUGGGAGUUCGUGAGUCAGCCCUGGUUAACAAAGUGUUCACAGGCUUGAACAUUUUGGUUCUCAGCUUCAUCAUCUUUUCUGGCUUCAUUAAGGGGGAUCUGCACAACUGGCAGCUCACAGAAGAGGAUUACAAAUUAAACACAUCUGGAUCCAAUGACACCUCUAGCUUGGGUCCGCUGGGUUCUGGAGGGUUUGUGCCCUUUGGCUUUGAUGGGAUUCUCCAGGGAGCAGCUAUAUGUUUCUACGCAUUUGUUGGUUUCGCUGCCAUUGUCACUAAAGGGGAAGAAGCCCGAAAUCCUCAGCGAUCCAUCCCCUUGGGCAUCGUGAUCUCACUCUUCAUCUGCUUUUUGGCAUAUUUUGGUGUCUCGGCGGCCCUCACCCUCAUGGUGCCCUACUACCGGAUUCACCCUGAGAGCCCCUUGCCGCAGGCCUUUCUCCAUGUUGGGUGGGGCCCUGCCAGAUAUGUCGUGGCUGUUGGCACCCUCUGUGCUCUUACAUCCAGCCUCCUGGGCGCCAUGUUCCCUAUGCCUCGUGUGAUCUACUCAAUGGCAGAUGACGGACUCCUUUUCCGGGGACUUGCCCGUAUUCAUCCCCGCACACGCACCCCCAUCAUGGCCACCUUGGCUUCUGGAACUCUCGCAGGGGUCAUGGCAUUACUCUUCAAGUUCACUGAUCUUGUGGACCUCUUGUCGAUUCAGUCCCUGCUUGCUUACUCCCUGGUGGCCUUUUCUGUCAUUGUCCUCAGGUACCAACCAGAUCAGAAUUUCAGCAAGAAUGAGAAAACAGGGGAGGAAAUUGAGAUGGAGGCUGAAGUUGACAAAAAUCCUUUGGAAUCUGUACCUGAAGCAGGAACCUCAAAGAUUCUCAAGAGCCUGUGUGACCCUCUUGACACCAUCCCCACUCUGGCAUCUGGCCAGAUUGUCUACGGAUGUGCCUUACUGCUUGUUCUCCUGCUGACCAUCCUGAGCCUGGUGCUGGCCCGGUGGCCCAGCCGCGUAUUCUCUGGAGACCCCGUGGCCACAACAGUGGCUGUGCUGCUGCUGCUGCUCAUCGUGGGGGUCACGGUCAUCAUUUGGAGGCAGCCCCAGAGCCCCGCUCCUCUUCACUUCAAGGUCCCUGCUUUGCCUGUCCUCCCCCUGGUGAGCAUCUUUCUGAAUGUUUACUUGGUGAUGCAGAUAGCCUCUGGGAUCUGGGUCCAAUUUGUCAUCUGGAAUGCCAUUGGAUUUGCCAUAUACUUUGGAUACGGGAUCUGA